Dentiscutata heterogama is the source of this 153-nucleotide messenger RNA. NCBI's taxonomy places the organism in Eukaryota, Fungi, Glomeromycota, Glomeromycetes, Diversisporales, Gigasporaceae. The record is from the annotation of a GenBank genome assembly.
AUGGUUGCAGAGACUGACUUGCAAGGUUUAGCAUUAUUUGAGGACAGGAAGCAUCUUGAACUGGCUCCUGCAGUAUGUGGUCCACCAAAGAUGAAUGAUCAAUUGAGACAAGGUUUUAUUAAAUGGAAUAUUGAGCCUAUUACUACUGCUUUG